Molecule: messenger RNA, 1113 nt
Organism: Caenorhabditis remanei
Lineage: Eukaryota; Metazoa; Nematoda; Chromadorea; Rhabditida; Rhabditidae
Exons: 7
Coding region: 1-1113 (370 amino acids)
Biological process (GO): lipid metabolic process
Source: RefSeq, a predicted model, not a curated record
AUGCGCAUCAUUCACAUGACCCAAAUUUACGACCUUCUGCAAAUGACGUCUUUGAUUGAAUUCUACAUUAAUUCAGAGGGCAAACAGAUAGAUGCCACGUCAAGGCACAUUUUGGGUGCAAACGGAAACGAUGAAGAGCUCAUUGAGCAUUCAUUGAAAACCAGGUGGUGUGUUGAAACAUCGGUAUGCAGUACCUCGAAUGGAACAUGUACAACGUCUAUCAAUAUUCCCUUAAACUGUCCAACAUCUCCAGAAUAUGGAUACGAUGAUGAAUUCAUGAGAUCAGAAAUCAUGGUAUUGACGACAGCCGCUCAAAAUGAGAAUCCUCAACUGUGUUUCAAUAAUCAACUGCCGACAAUGAAGCUUUAUCAAGUGAGAACAGUGAACUGUUCAACAGAAUACAAUGAUGUCACGUGUGUCGGAUACACUUCUUACGACACGAAACGAAAAGUGAUUUCUAUUUCAUUUAAGGGAGCACAUGGACAGGAUCAGAUCAAGGAGUUAACAAAUUAUUGUAUGAAAUAUGGUCUUGAAUCAUAUUACUCCGUCACCAAUGGAAAAAUUUUCAAAGUCAUUCAAGACUACUUCUUGCUUCUCUGGAAUGGAGGAAUGCAACAAGAUUUGAGACAUUUAAAAUACAAAUAUCCGAGUUACGAACUGUGGGUGAAUGGACACUCUCUUGGAUCUUCUCUUGCUUGGGCUGCUUCUGCAUGGAUCGUCAAUAUUGGACUGUAUAAACCAGAAGAAAUGAAAGUUGUCGUUAUGGGUGCUUCGAGAAUGUCUGAUUACAAUUGGGCUGCCUGGCAUACCAAAACGUUCCCAUUCAAUUUCCACAUUCUCCAUCGAUCCGAUCCAGUUGCUCAUACUCCCACAUUUGUUCCAUCCACAAACACAACCCUGUUCUUCCCAAAAACUGAAGUUUGGUACAAUAACUACAUGCGUCAAGGAGAUCCAUUCCAAGUAUGCCAAGAGGCAGAUGGAAAUUACUGUAGUGGCAGUAUCAAUCCAAAUUCAACUCAAUACAUCGACCAUCUGUACUAUUUUAACAUUGAUAUUCCUGGAUGGGGACAUGCUGGAUGUCCCAUGAAUAUUAGUGCUUAUGCACAACCUUGA